AUGGGAGUGCGAUUUCCAACAAAUGAACGGACAACAUUCCUGAAGCCGGCAGAACUCAAAUCGUUGUUCAUCGUCAACUUUGACCGAAAUUUCAGAGGAAUUGAAAAACAACUAUAUCUAGCUUGCCCAGCUAUUCGGAAACAAGAAGACACAAUUCCAUACAACUUCGAAAGAAUUGAGAUUGGUUCGAGCGUGAUCAAAAUUGAUAAAUUGAAUGUCAAGGUUUCUUAUGACGAAAUAUGGCAAACCAAUUGUUGUGAAUGGUAUGAUAAUGGAGAUAAGGAGAAAACAACUGCACUACCAGAAAAAAUGUCAGUGGAAGAUGCAGCUGAGAAACUUUUCAUGUUUUAUAUGAAUAGACCAGGAACCAACAUCAAAAAAUUCAUAAUCAAGGGAACCCGCGUUUUUCUUCCAAAAUGCAUUCCUUUAAACAUUGAAAAACUUAAUUUUGGAUGCAGUAACGAUGCACCAGCAGAACGGUACCUGGAUCAAAACAACAAAACCGGUCGACCAUUUGAAAAUAUGCAAUAUUUUUCGUGA
Messenger RNA from Caenorhabditis remanei, 540 nucleotides. RefSeq lists its product as uncharacterized. NCBI's taxonomy places the organism in Eukaryota, Metazoa, Nematoda, Chromadorea, Rhabditida, Rhabditidae. The transcript has 3 exons. The record is from RefSeq and is a predicted model, not a curated record. The coding region runs from base 1 to 540 and encodes 179 amino acids.